Messenger RNA from Pochonia chlamydosporia 170, 921 nucleotides. Its product is annotated as RNA polymerase II accessory factor, Cdc73. The record is from RefSeq and is a predicted model, not a curated record. Bases 1 to 921 code for a protein of 306 amino acids. NCBI's taxonomy places the organism in Eukaryota, Fungi, Ascomycota, Sordariomycetes, Hypocreales, Clavicipitaceae. The transcript is spliced from 4 exons.
AUGCAGCCGCAGAAGGAUGGAGAUAUCGCAGGCCCAGAAGUGAAUGCCUUGUCUCCCGAUGCGGCAUUGCAUACCCCUUCUAUUCGAUCUGGACGGUCCAGAAGGUCGGAAAAAAGCGACAACCCUCAGCAAGCAGAUGCGAUUGAGUCUAAAAUGAAACCAACAGAACAAAACACCAUGGAUGAAAAUGACCACGAUCAAAAGCCAGAAAGCUGUUCUCACUCAAGUACUCGUCCGCAGUGGACAUCUGUGUGGUCUCAUGGCAUUGGCAAAACAGGAGCAUGGUUGAAGGAGGAACUGGUACAUUCGAAACUCAGUCACAAAAUCUUUGGUAGAGCUCCAUCACACCGGAAACACCCUCGCCAGUCAAUCUGCGGCAUUUCAAACUCGUCGAGACGAGGAUCCAAGUGUGCCCAUAAGGACAUGCAGGAUAUGUUCCAAAGCACUAACAAUAGUUCCAGAUCUGCAAAUAGUCAAUUUCCAGGAGGAGAAGCUGUUCGAGUCAGCACUCCGCCGCUCGAUGAAGACACAGCCGACGGAAAACCAAGAGGUUUCUUUACAUCGAUGACGCCGCCAGACCAUAAUUCAAACAGCAGCCCCUCUCCAACGCAAUCUUCUACUCAAUCGAGUCCUCAUCAUGGUUUGCGGCGCAACAGUCUGGCUUCUCAGCCUCGAGAGUGGUGGGAUCCAAUGCCUAGACGUAAUAACCGACGGCAGCAGAAAAAGGAGCCCUCUGCCGAGGAUUUUGCAUUCGAUGUCCCCGAGCAUUUACCAAGCAGCCCUUUGUGUCCUGCGAAUGGUCGACACAAAAGCGGCGGGAAGGGGGUGUGCGUCUACCACGGACGGCGAAGAGCCAAGUCUAGUUUACGGGAUGCCGGUGGCCGAGGUAGUACGGCGGCAUUUACUGGUGGAUUUUACUAG